Messenger RNA from Trichophyton benhamiae CBS 112371, 1818 nucleotides. RefSeq lists its product as uncharacterized. Gene Ontology annotation, biological process: GPI anchor biosynthetic process. Gene Ontology annotation, cellular component: endoplasmic reticulum. The record is from RefSeq and is a predicted model, not a curated record. NCBI's taxonomy places the organism in Eukaryota, Fungi, Ascomycota, Eurotiomycetes, Onygenales, Arthrodermataceae. The coding region runs from base 1 to 1818 and encodes 605 amino acids. The transcript has a single exon.
AUGCAUCUGUGUUUUCCCGCAAUUCUCCAGCGGGUUGUCGCUGUUCUCCUGCCAGUAUCCGCUGUCUCUCUUUGUUACCUUUAUCUUUACCCCUUAUUUCACGGAUGUGCUUUUCCUCUCCCAGCCUCUACAAACGGCAGCGCCGGCGUCUACCCUCCAUAUACCGGUGAUGCCUAUCUAGAUACCGUCCGCGAACACGUUGGCCUCCGCGACUAUACUCAACAACGCCCCAAGUCUGCGCCGUUUCGGCUACUUGUGCUUGCUGACCCGCAGCUUGAAGGCGACACUUCAUUGCCUAAGCCAGAUGAUGCAUUCCUGCCACAGCUUAAGAAGCACUGGGAAGACGUAACAUCCGCUGGUUCGAUCUCCGAGUGCUAUUUCGCUACUGUGAAAGGUAUACGCGAUGUGGUACUGACGGACAUCCCUCGACUGGGUGGAACGAUUCGCAAACGGCUUGAUCUUCUGGGAAACGAUUAUUAUCUUGCGCAUAUAUACCGAACAUUGUCGUGGUGGAGUCGUCCUACUCAUGUCACUGUUCUGGGGGACCUUAUUGGGAGCCAAUGGGUGUCAGACGAGGAAUUUAAUAUUCGUUCAAAGAGGUAUUGGAAUAGGACCUUUCGAGGGGGUGUGAAGGUGCCAGAUGAUGUGAUGGCUACUGGAAGAGAUGGAUAUACUCAACAAACUGGUGUCAGUAUGGGCCAGGAAAUCGUUCUUGAUAUUGACACAGAUACUUGGUCAAAUCGGAUUAUUAAUAUUGCUGGAAAUCAUGAUAUUGGCUAUGCAGGUGAUAUCUCUCAAGAACGGAUAGAUCGAUUUGAAAGGGAGUUUGGCCGUGCUAAUUGGGAUGUUCGAUUCAACCUACCGAUGACAGAACUUGCUCUGGAUCUCAAUGAUACGCACAGAAAGUCUGGAUCAACUCCUUCUAUACAUUUGGUUGUGCUUAACACUCUUACCUUCGAUACCCCAGCGCUAGACGUUUCUAUUCAAGGAAAAUCAUACCAAUAUCUCAACGAUGUGAUUGACCGUUCACGCCCGGUCGAGGACAGAACGACAUUUACUCUAUUGUUAACUCAUCUCCCGCUCCACAAACAGGAGGGAGUGUGCACUGACCCGCCUUACUUUUCUUUCCACAAUGAAGAUGAUCAACAUCCCAAAGAUGAUCAACCGAGAUUCAAGGCCGGUGGCUUGAAAGAGCAAAAUCACUUGAGUGAUUAUGUUAGUCAUAAUGGCAUCCUGCAAGGCAUAUUUGGGAUGUCGGGAGACCUCAACGCCCCAUAUUCUGGGAAAGGGCGUAAUGGUUUAAUCUUGACAGGCCACGAUCAUACUGGGUGCGAUGUCCUUCACUAUGUGGACAGGAAAACAGGUAGUGACGGUGAAAGUGGUGAUGCUGAAGGAGAGCGCGUAUCAAACGCCGCCUGGUCAUGGAAUGCAAAGAAAUACCCUACUGAGGUGCCUACAGGGGUGCUAGAAUCAACUAGCAGUGCCGCAGGUUUUGACUCGGCCUUUACUCCAGCUCCAGCUAUUCGAGAAGUCACGCUACGCUCUAUGAUGGGAGAAUUUGGAGGCAACGCUGGACUUUUGUCGGUCUGGUUCGAUGCUGAAUCAUCUCAAGAAUGGAAAUAUGAAAUUACAACCUGUCAGUUAGGUAUUCAGCAUACCUGGUGGGUAAUCCAUAUUGUUGCGCUGGUAACUCUCAUAGCUGCUUUGACUUGGGUGACUAUCUUAAUCAUCUCCAGCCGAUCACCUCUUGUUGACAAGCGGAAUGCAUCAAAAGGAGCAACCAAGGAGAAAAUGAACAAGGACUCAGGUGCGACCUGA